Messenger RNA from Equus quagga, 1831 nucleotides. It is a transcript of the gene DNAAF11, whose product is annotated as dynein axonemal assembly factor 11. The coding region runs from base 95 to 1513 and encodes 472 amino acids. Gene Ontology annotation, biological process: outer dynein arm assembly. NCBI's taxonomy places the organism in Eukaryota, Metazoa, Chordata, Mammalia, Perissodactyla, Equidae. Gene Ontology annotation, cellular component: cytoplasm. The transcript is spliced from 12 exons. Gene Ontology annotation, molecular function: protein binding. The record is from RefSeq and is a predicted model, not a curated record.
UCCCGGUGCGGACGCGCGGAGGCGUGACUGGGAGCGGGAGCCGAGUCUCCGGGUCCACGUCGAGUUUCCCGUGCCCGCGAACCCGAGAGGCGCCAUGGGCCGGAUCACAGAAGAUCUUAUUAGACGGAAUGCUGAACACAAUGACUGUGUGAUUUUCUCCCUGGAGGAACUCUCCUUGCAUCAGCAAGAAAUAGAGAGACUAGAACAUAUCGACAAAUGGUGCCGGGAUUUAAAAAUCCUGUACCUUCAAAAUAAUCUCAUAGGAAAAAUUGAAAAUGUUAGUAAACUCAAGAAACUUGAAUAUUUGAAUUUAGCUUUAAACAACAUUGAAAAAGUUGAAAAUUUGGAAGGAUGUGAAGGGCUGACAAAACUUGAUUUGACCAUAAAUUUCAUUGGAGAGCUGAGCAGCAUUAAAACCCUUCGACACAACAUCCACCUGAAGGAGCUCUUUCUCAUGGGCAACCCAUGUGCCGACUUUGAUGGCUACAGGCAGUUUGUGGUGGCAACUCUGCAACAAUUAAAGUGGUUGGACGGUAAAGAAAUAGAGCGUUCAGAAAGGAUUCAGGCAUUGCAGAACUUUCCAGUAAUCGAGCAACAAAUCAGAGAGCAGGAGAAAGCUUACUGCCUGAAACGAGCCAAAGACAAGGAAGAGGCUCAGAGGAAACUGCAAGAGGAUGCAGAUGAAGGCAAGAAGGAGAGAAGUCAGCCAGGCUUCGAUGGACGCUGGUACACAGACAUCGGUGCUCCUCUCCCAUCUUCUGUUGAGAGCAAAGACCUCCAGGCACCAGAAAUACAGGAAGGGGAAUGCAACAGAAAGAAAGUAGAGGACGAGGAGGAUGACCUGGAAUUCUGGAAUAAGCCCUCUCUGUUUACCCCUGAAUCCAGAUUGGAAACUCUUAGACAUAUGGAAAAACAACGGAAAGCCCAAGAAAAAUUAAGUGACAAAAAGAAGAAAGUGAAACCAGCCAGGACCUUGAUAACUGAAGACUGGAAAGCCCUGAAUGUAAAUGAGCCCAAACUUGACUUCUCUUUGAAAGAUGAUGAAAAGCGUAAGCAGAUCGUCCUGGACCUAGGCGUGUACAGGUAUCUGGAUACGUCUUUGAUCGACGUUGAUGUGCAGCCAACGUACGUGCGAGUGCUCGUCAAGGGGAAGCCAUUUCAGCUUGUCCUUCCUGCAGAAGUCAAACCUGAUAGCAGCUCUGCUAAAAGAUCCCAGACCACAGGGCAUUUGGUGAUUUGCAUGCCCAAGGUAGACGAAGUAAUCACAGGUUGCCCACCAGCAUCCAAGCCUGUGGCAAGUACCUUGGACAGCAGCAGAGAGCGAAAGACCGAAAGAAGCAGGCACACUGAGAAACUGGAAGUAGACCCUAGCAAGCGUUCCUUCCCUGAUGUGGCCAACAUAGUUCAAGAGAAAAAACACAUGCCCAGAAGAGUUCGAUCUGAACCCAAAAUUACACCAAGUGAGGAAGAUCCCGACUUUGAAGAUAACCCUGAAGUGCCUCCAUUGAUUUGAAACUUCAGGCUGCAUGGACCGUGACCCGCCAGGCCCGUUUGGCUCAGCGCGGAGAAUGUGUGCAUCUCACAUACGGGGGCUACAGAGUUCUUUAUCAAUAUUACGACUCCAGGGUUUUAGCUCCUACUUUCUACAGCAAUACUCUUUAACUAGUUUAAAAUUAAAAUGUGUAUCUUAAAAAUGCUAUAACCAUCAUUUGUCUAUAAUAAAGUGUUGGCUAGUGAAAAUGUUCAGUAAAUCCUAGAAGUGUUACACAAAGAUGUGGAUUAUAAAUCACAGAACUGCCUGCUUAUGCAGACAGAUGAAAUCACAGAUGAA